This is a messenger RNA of Mesorhabditis spiculigera, 1932 nucleotides long. Lineage: Eukaryota; Metazoa; Nematoda; Chromadorea; Rhabditida; Rhabditidae. The record is from the annotation of a GenBank genome assembly.
AUGAUAUACAAAUUUCAGGUAAACCAGAAGCUGCAAAUCUCGCAAAAGAAGAAAGCAAAAAUGUCAAACCGCUUGAAUAGCAACCCCGACGCAAGACGCCGGCUAGAUGAGGAACAAGUUGCCCACCUGUUGAGCCUAAAACUGCCGAUUCCGCCGAAGCUGAAGCGGACGCAGAUGGAAAUGCAGCGAAAUCUGGGCACAAACUACUACCAGAAUCACGGCCACACUCAAGGAUUCGUGCCAGCCACCAGAGAGGGUCAAAAUCGCUACCCCGCUCAGCCACGGACCACCGGCCAGCGGCGUGGGGGCGCGACAAAACGGGAAAACAAUCGCAAAACUGAAGACGAGAUGGCUGCCGGGCUCAAGUCGGCCAUCGCAGCUGCCAAGAAUUUGAACACCGCCCCGCAAAAAUACACUGUUGAUGUGGACGGGCCCGAGAUAACACUAAUCGAGCCGUGUUUUGCGCCCGUACACGAUGAAAUUGAUGAUACGCCUUCAAAACCAGGAGCUUCGAUUGCAGUUCCUACGACCCCUGCAGCGAGUAAAUCCGAAACGAAAAAUAGUGAAUUACCUGGACCUCUUCCGCUUUCGGCAAAAGAGCCAGCUGUCAAGGAUAAAGAAGAAAACGCCGCUCCUAUCGCAUCAAGCUCCGCACCCGCGAAACCGUCAAAAGGUGAUGGCUUUUUCAACAAAAUCGCGAAAAAGAUCAAGCUGAAGAAUCCGUUGAAGCGGAAAACCGCAAAAGCCCUCGAAAAGAUGGACCCGAUUAUGGAACACGGCGAUGAAGAAGCCGAGGUGGAGCCGAAAAUGGCAUCCCCGCAGCCUGUCGUUGUUUUGGAGCCGGUGGAUAUCCCAGAAAUUGUUGUUACUGAUUCAGAAACGAUCGUCGAGCCGGUAAUCGAGAUUGCACGUGAAAAACCGGCGAAUGUUCGUCAGAAAAAAGAUAAGCCGAAAAAUGAAGAGCCCGAGUUUCGGCCCACCGGAAUUUUGCAGCCAGAUCGGGUCAAGAAACGGCAGAACCAAGCGGCCGCUCCGCCUCAACAAAGCACGAAUUGGCAAUUCCAGCAGCAGCACUAUGGUCCGCCACAAAACGGAUAUCAGCAUGGAUAUAAUCAUUACUAUGGGCAGCCGUAUUCGAAUGGAUACGCGGAAAAUUGGCAAAACUAUCCGGACGCGCGUGGCCGGAAUCAAAGGCCGAUGCAGAAUCCGGCGCGAGGCCAAGGUGCCAAUCGGGGCAGAGGAAAUGAAAAUGUUCGCGGAUCCGAGCGGGCCGCCCGAGGCACCCAACGGCCAGUUUUUGAGCCGAAAAAUGUGGCUGUACCUACAAAAGCGCCGUCGGAAAAUGGCGGAACGAUCGGCGUUCGCCAAGACAAGUUAUGGCACGUUAUGCAGAAGAAAAUCGAGGAGGAGCCGAAGGUUGAGACGGCUGAUGAGCAAGAGGCCGCUGCCGCUCAGUGCGUCGACAAAUUGGUACGUGAGGUCAUCAAGGCGGAGGUAGCUGCGAGAAAGGCUGCUCAAAAAGUGGAGAAGGCUGUUGUGCAGUCGGUCAAACAAGUUGAAGUUGCACAAAAGGUGGAUCCUGCUAAGCAGAUCGUUAUAAAACCGGCGGAGCCGGUGAAAAGCAUCGAAAAUGUGCCGAGAGUCGAGCCGACUGGGAUUUCAUAUGUCCAGCCAACCAAGAAAGUCGCCCAAGAAAGUGUCGCAGAUGGGCUCGAUCUGACGAUGUUCUCAUUCCUGGAUGCGCAUGACAGGGCGGAAGCGAGUGCGCUAUCUGCACUGAACCUCGAUGCGGCGGAAAACGAUGAAGAUAGAGCGUCAAUCGUCAGGACAGCGUUAUGGGCAAGUGCGCAGGAACCGCGUACCCUGGGCUCUGAGCAACUUUCCUACACCCAUCUUACCCAAAUUGCCCAGCACUACGCGGCGAUGAAAAAG